GUGAGGCCCAUUGCGCCGGCGUGCCGGCUGGAGCGGUCAAAGCGCCUUCCGGGCCUGACAAACUGAGCUCUUUCCUUCUUCCUAGCACUUUCGAAGUGAGCUUAGCGAGGGUCAGAGAGACUAUUGGUUUCAAAAGCAACGUUUUUCUGCAGCUCCGACGCCUCUGGGUGCCCGGCAUCUCCGGCUUUUAACCUUUGACCUCGCUCCCGCGGUAGGGUGAGAGGUCGGGUGGCCAUCUUGUGGCGGAGACGCGGGCGGCUGUUACUGCAGAGACCCAUCGCUUCCCUCGCCUUGCACUUUUAGCGAUCUGUCAGUUGGUAGAGUCCCGCAGUCUGUCAGGUGAGGCCCGGGGACGUGUGCGGUCGUUCUUCUCUUUACACUGGGCGGCCCAGGCCGCUCCUUCCCGGGCCUCUCCGUCGCCACUAUGUCCUCCUUCUCUGAGUCGGCGCUGGAGAAGAAGCUCUCAGAGCUGAGCAACUCUCAGCAAAGCGUGCAGACUCUAUCCCUGUGGCUCAUCCACCAUCGCAAGCACGCAGGACCCAUCGUCUCUGUGUGGCACCGCGAACUCCGCAAAGCCAAAUCAAAUAGAAAGCUUACUUUUCUGUACUUAGCAAAUGAUGUGAUCCAAAACAGUAAAAGGAAAGGACCUGAAUUCACUAGAGAAUUUGAAUCUGUCCUUGUGGAUGCCUUUUCUCAUGUUGCCAGAGAGGCAGAUGAAGGCUGUAAAAAACCUUUAGAAAGAUUGCUGAACAUCUGGCAAGAAAGAAGUGUGUAUGGCGGCGAGUUCAUACAGCAGCUGAAGCUGUCUAUGGAGGACUCCAAGAGCCCUCCCCCCAAAGCAACAGAAGAGAAGAAAUCUCUAAAGCGAACUUUUCAACAAAUACAAGAGGAGGAGGAUGAUGACUACCCUGGAAGCUAUUCUCCCCAAGAUCCUUCUGCAGGACCCCUCCUGACUGAAGAACUAAUUAAAGCUUUGCAGGAUCUUGAAAAUGCUGCAUCAGGGGAUGCAACUGUUCGACAGAAAAUUGCUUCUCUGCCCCAAGAAGUGCAAGAUGUUUCUCUAUUGGAAAAAAUAACAGACAAAGAGGCAGCUGAACGUCUUUCAAAAACAGUAGAUGAAGCAUGUCUGUUACUAGCAGAAUAUAAUGGACGUCUGGCAGCAGAAUUGGAAGACCGGCGCCAGCUGGCUCGGAUGUUGGUGGAGUACACCCAGAACCAGAAAGAUGUUUUGUCAGAAAAGGAGAAAAAGCUAGAAGAAUAUAAACAGAAGCUUGCACGAGUUACCCAGGUCCGCAAGGAACUGAAGUCCCAUAUUCAGAGCUUACCAGACCUCUCGUUGCUACCCAACGUCACAGGGGGCUUGGCUCCUCUGCCUUCUGCCGGUGACCUCUUUUCAACUGAUUAGGACAGUUGUUACACCUCAGAUUCCAAUCUGUGCCAGAGAGAAGAAGGCAAGUCAUGGUUACAGAUCACCCUCUGGCCCCUGGUUUUCUCUCUUCAGCCUGGCCCCUCACCUCCAGAAAGAACUACACAAACUGAUACCCAAUUCUUCUCUCCAGCCUUUCAUCUUCAGCACAGUUCAGAACAGUGGCUAAUGGAAUCCAGUUUAGAUUCAUACUUGGAAAAAAAUACAGGCUCUUUGACUUCAUGUGUUCAUGCCCCUGGUGGUUUCCAUUCUUAGCUGUCUUUUAUACCUAAGAAGUUAUGAAAAUCAUGGGUACUUCUGGAAGCUUUCGAUAAAUCUUGUCUCUGGGAUAGCAUGUAUCAUGGAAAUGGCACCUCUGCUCUGAGCUGGACUUUAGGCUCCUGCUGAGGGGCUUGCUCUGUAGACAUUGGCUUUCAAGUCUACCACCUGUCCUGAAAGGUUGGUGGCAUACAUAACCUUUGGGCAGCUUUGCCAUAAAAAGUUUGCCACAUCGCUGACCUUUUCAUAUUGUUACUGAUACUAGCAAUGAGUAGUCAAGGCUAAGUGUGUUUAUUAUGAGCAAACUAAAGAAUCUAGCAGUGAGAUUCACAGCUCAGUGGUACAUAAAGUAGCAGUUCAGAGACAAGAGUAGCAGUGGUCAUAAGCAAGUAACUUGCUUGGUUCUAAUGUACACUUUCCUCAGACUGCAUUUCCCUAGGGCCCCACCACUGUCAGAGAGUAAAUUUCUAAAGCAGGACCUUUUGGCCCCUGGUGGUUGUUAAGGACAGCACUAGGCUCUGCAUGGCUGUGGCUGUGACCUUCCCUCUGGGGAGAAGGGCACACUAUCAUUAGUCCACCAUGUGGGCAUGGGUUUGUCUAUGGUGUGUUGACUGAACCGCCUAUCUCCUGCAGACAGGACAUAGAGCACAUCACCUGUGAGUUCACAUCACUCUAUGUGCUGUGUUCCCACAUGAGGAAGAGGAAGAGAAUUUACAUCAGAUGUUAUUGAAACAGCUUGUCUCUGGCAGGGGACAAGGAAAGUGGGAGGUAGUAAUUUGGGGUUUUAAUUCCAUUAUCAUGCCAUCUGACAUUAUGACUAAAUAAUGUAGUUAGAAUUUUUAUCUUGUGUAUAAUAAAGGGUAAGCCUGCUAACUAUAAAUCAUUCUGAUUUGGCAGGCGAAUUUUUGACAUUGGAAAGGGUAGAAAACAAUUUGCCCCGAUAGUGUAAUAGGAAUGAUAUCCCAAAGGCUGAAGUCUGGAAGCUGUGAAAAGGAAUUCAGUGGAAGGGGCUUGAAAAUCCAUUGUUUUGAGUUGCUAUUUUGAGGAUCACCAAAAGUCACAUGUUAUUUUACAUUUUCAAACAUAGCCUGUGUUUUAUGAAGUAUGACAGGCCUCCCUUCCAGAAGCUCGCUUGCCUGCUGUGAUGUGAGAACAAGGGAGUUGUAACAGGUACUUGGUUUAACUCUGUAGAACGUAGUAGUGUAGAAGCUGCUUUUCAGAUCUUCAUCUGUGUGCUGUUUGCUUAGAGACACUGCCUGUUCUGUCACUGUUAAAUUAAUGAGCCUAUGAAGUUUUUCUCCCAGAGGCAGUAAGUGACUUCACUGAAAUUGCAAGAUAAAUUUUAGUCUUUGCUGUUUGUGCACGCCCCCCUCCCCAUAUGAUGUGCUGCUUUAAUCUCCCAUACAUGGGCUUAUUUCUGAACAGACCCGACUGGGACAGUGCUUUCACCAAGGAGACAAAAUUUUACAAGCCACAAACCAGCCAGUAGACUGGUAUUUGCUCUAUUCAGCUGGGUGAAACUUACAACAGAAUGGAUUUAGCACACUACUAUGUUUUAUGUCUUUGACCAGCAACUGGUGCGAAAUCAUUACAGGAAGAGCAAGAAAUGAACCUGUAGCAAUUAUGUAAAUGAAUGUGUUGGGUUCUUAACACCUGUACUAGUGGACUUCCUGUGAGGAAGUUUUGUUUUGUUUUAAUGAAAUGCUUUUGUUGUUUAAAUCUUAAUUCUCCUUCCCUUGACCUCCCUUCAAAGUGUGCUUUCUUCAGUUGUUUAAUUUAAAUGAUCCUUUCUCCUCAUCUGGGAGAGCCAGUCUGGCAGGGUGGGAUGGGUGGCUUUGGGUUUGUGUUGUUUCACCAUAGGGCAUCUGUAGGUCUCAGAGGACCUUUCCUUUAGGUCAUAUUCUUCAGAAAGUCUAUUAAUCUUUUGUUUUCAUUUGUUUUUCUUAAAGAAUAUUUUUAAAGCUUAAAUUUGUAUAUUAAUUUAGGUCUUUAUUUAGAAGUAUAGGCUGUCAUUGGUGGCAGCAGUAUAUUCUGAAAUGUCUCAUAGAUAUCUAUUUUUGAAUAAAGAUGGUGUUGUUGAACAA
Messenger RNA from Octodon degus (degu), 3768 nucleotides. RefSeq names its product regulation of nuclear pre-mRNA domain containing 1B (gene Rprd1b). Gene Ontology annotation, cellular component: RNA polymerase II, holoenzyme. The record is from RefSeq and is a predicted model, not a curated record. Gene Ontology annotation, biological process: mRNA 3'-end processing. The transcript is spliced from 7 exons. NCBI's taxonomy places the organism in Eukaryota, Metazoa, Chordata, Mammalia, Rodentia, Octodontidae. Gene Ontology annotation, molecular function: RNA polymerase II C-terminal domain binding. The coding region runs from base 425 to 1405 and encodes 326 amino acids.